Molecule: messenger RNA, 1542 nt
Organism: Daphnia magna
Lineage: Eukaryota; Metazoa; Arthropoda; Branchiopoda; Diplostraca; Daphniidae
Exons: 1
Coding region: 1-1542 (513 amino acids)
Source: RefSeq, a predicted model, not a curated record
AUGGCAUCCAUCACCCGCUUUUACACGGAGCUCCACGUCUCUAUCCUAAAAAGAGUAGAUCAAAAACAGCCAACGCCUUCAAAAUUCUCUGGUUCCAUCACAACUGAAUCAGCUGGUAGCUACACGUUACUACCGAUUGUCCCAGUUAUUCUAAAGGCGAAUGGAAAGGAGUUGCCGCUUUAUGCACUUCUUGAUCCCGGAAGGGAAAUAUCCGUCAUAAAGGGAAGAACGGCUAGUUUUCUUAAUUUGCGUGGCAAGGUGGAAAAAGUGUUAACUAGAACGGUUAACGGAGGAGCGAAAUCUGUCGAUCGACAAAUCGUCAAUUUCAACGUCACUUCAAGAGACGGUCUUUUCUCUUUCGACGUCUUGGACGCCCACGUAAUGGAGACCUUCGAACUCAAUAAAUGCUCAAUUAUUCUUGCUACCCUCAGCAAACAGUGGCCUCACCUCGCCCAUGUUCCUGUUUAUUCUACCACGCAGGAGGACGUCGCAAUCCUGAUCGGCCAUGACCAUCCGGCAGCCAUCGAAAUCUUUGAGACUCGCAAAGAUCCGUUCCACCAACGAGCCCCUCGUGACUAUUUGACAGCUUUCGACUGGUGUAUCGGAGGGCCCAGUGGGAGACUCAACGACAAAACCCGUGACUGUUUCCAUUCCCACCUGGCAGAAAGGGAAUGUGAUGUAAUGUUACAACAAUUUGUUGAAGCAGAAACAUUUGGCACAAAGCCAAACGUUGAAAAAGCCGUCGGUCGAGAGGAAAGAAGAGCGUGGAAGAUUCUAAACGACACGACUAGACACAACGGCAAACGUUACGAGGUCGGCCUUCUCUGGAAGAUGGAUAACCCAGACCUACCAAAUAACUUUUUCGCCGCCCAGCGCCGUUUUUUUAAUCUUGAAGGCAAACUUAUGAAGGAUAAAGAACUCGCCAUGACCUAUGGUUCGGUCAUCGAUACUUACGUCAACUUAAAACACGCGCGUAAGUUGUCCCGAAAAGAAGUCGACUCCGGACCGGUUGACCGAACGUGGUAUUGUCCUCAUCACCCAGUCUUCAACCCAAACAAACCGAAAAAGUGCAGAAUAGUGUUCGAUUUGUCAGCCAAAUACAAAGGAAUAUGCCUCAACGACGUUCUUCUGAAAGGUCCAGACCUCCUGACGAAUCUCAUUGGCAUUCUCCUCCGUUUCAGGCAGCACGCAAUUCCGGUCGUCGCUGAUGUCGAAAAAAUGUUCCACCAAGUACGAGUGAGACCUUCUGACGGGCCGGCCUUCCGCUUCAUCUGGCGUGAACCGGGCAGUACGCAGCUCCCAGAUAUCUACCAAAUGGACGUACAUCUCUUCGGCGCCGUUUCGUCACCGGCCGUGUGUGCUAACACCUUGCAACGCGCCGUGAAAGAUAGUGAAAACGCAGUGCCCUUGCUACAACAGAUCACUCGUCAUUUUUACGUGGACAACUGGUUAGCAUCGUUCCCUUCUACUACCGAAUCUAUUGCGACCGCCCAUACAUUGACCGAAGCGUUAAAGGUUGGUGGGUUCCCAUUGACUCAAUAG